AUGGGCUUCGGCUUCGCCGACGGUAAAAUUUGGGUACGAAACUAUCAAAUCAGCGAGGAAGAAGCCUCGGUGGUGCUGUCGGGUGAUGAUGACAAAGGCAAGAAACCAAAGGGCGGUGCGACUAGCAGAGCUGGCAACACCGAAAUCAAGCUCAUUGAAAUUGGUCCUCGAUUUGUGCGCACACCCAUCAUCAUCCAAGAAGGUUCUUUUGGCGGACCAAUCAUCUAUGAAAACCGGGAAUCCAAUUCGCCCAAUCAACUCCGAUCUGAUAUUCGCAAGGCCAAGGCUUCCAGGCACGAUGCCAGAGUAGAACAGAACAUGGACAGGCUGUCAAGAAAGGGAGAGCUAGGAUUACGAUCUAGCAGUGGCCAGAGGCGGGCCAAGGACGAGCUUAAGGCGAAAGAAAAUGGGAAGACGACCAAGGCCUCAAAGCCUCUCGAUAUGGGAAAUAUGGAGCCUGGCUAUGCUGGCUUUACUGAUGACCCGACUGAGGAAACCGUUCAAGUAGCAAGACGAGCUGUCAUCCUCAGUGUUCCAAGUAGAGCAGCCAGCGCAAUCCACCACAGCCUGCAGUCAAAAGAGAGACUCCUGGACUGCUUCCUGUGA
Metarhizium acridum CQMa 102 is the source of this 606-nucleotide messenger RNA. RefSeq names its product Ribosome biogenesis protein brx1. Gene Ontology annotation, biological process: ribosomal large subunit assembly; rRNA processing. NCBI's taxonomy places the organism in Eukaryota, Fungi, Ascomycota, Sordariomycetes, Hypocreales, Clavicipitaceae. The record is from RefSeq and is a predicted model, not a curated record. Gene Ontology annotation, cellular component: nucleolus. Gene Ontology annotation, molecular function: rRNA binding.